Microthlaspi erraticum is the source of this 528-nucleotide messenger RNA. The record is from the annotation of a GenBank genome assembly. Lineage: Eukaryota; Viridiplantae; Streptophyta; Magnoliopsida; Brassicales; Brassicaceae.
AUGCUUCCUUCGCGAGCGCAAGCUCCGCACCGCAUCGUCCUUUAUGAUAGCCGAGCCCAAACCAACAACCUCGCGAAGAUCGAGCCAGAUUGUAACGAGACCGACGGCGAUACAACUGGAUACAUCGCCACGACGCUGGAGAAUCCCCCGAUCCAGGCAAACGCCGAACCCGCCUGGAAAUCCGACUUAAGAUUCAAAGCGCUGCUCGACCUUGACAGACCCGGGAGCCCCCAAUCGCGGAACCGCUCGUCCAAGCCCUCAACGGACUUCUGCUACGGCGAUCCCCGAAGAUCCUCGGUUCCGGCUAGAAACAAGAGAAAGUCAUCAUCCUCUCGCCCGGAGAAGUCCACGCAUAAAGCACCAAGUGCCAUCACGAAUCUCUCCCUCGCCGAGACGCACCCUGUCUACGACGACGAGACCAGGAGAAACUGGAGAAUCGCGCGAAGACUGAUCGCCAUGCACCCGCAAUGCUCAUUCUCGAUCAGGAGAUAUUCGAGAUCAUUGCCGAUAUUCGAAGAACUCCCCUGA